Molecule: messenger RNA, 1324 nt
Organism: Phyllostomus hastatus (greater spear-nosed bat)
Lineage: Eukaryota; Metazoa; Chordata; Mammalia; Chiroptera; Phyllostomidae
Gene: CDK7
Product: cyclin dependent kinase 7
Exons: 12
Coding region: 112-1152 (346 amino acids)
Biological process (GO): positive regulation of transcription by RNA polymerase II; protein phosphorylation
Cellular component (GO): transcription factor TFIIH holo complex; cytoplasm; transcription factor TFIIK complex
Molecular function (GO): ATP binding; cyclin-dependent protein serine/threonine kinase activity; RNA polymerase II CTD heptapeptide repeat kinase activity
Source: RefSeq, a predicted model, not a curated record
UUAAGCGUCAGAGCCUAGUGGACGGAAGUGGCUGUUGGAGGCUUUAAGGUAGCUUUAAAUUCCUCCUGGCUUGGGACAUCCCUUUCCAGCUGGUGUCGGGCUUCGCGUGCGAUGGCUGUGGACGUGAAGUCGCGAGCAAAGCGUUAUGAAAAACUGGACUUCCUCGGGGAGGGACAGUUUGCUACGGUUUACAAGGCCAGAGACAAGAACACUAACCAGAUUGUCGCCAUUAAAAAAAUUAAACUUGGACAUAGAUCAGAAGCUAAAGAUGGUAUAAAUAGAACAGCCUUAAGAGAGAUAAAAUUAUUGCAGGAGCUAAGUCAUCCAAAUAUAAUUGGUCUCCUUGAUGCUUUUGGACAUAAAUCUAAUAUUAGUCUUGUCUUUGAUUUUAUGGAAACUGAUCUAGAGGUUAUAAUAAAGGAUAAUAGUCUUGUGCUGACACCAUCACACAUCAAAGCCUACAUGUUGAUGACACUUCAAGGGUUAGAAUAUUUACAUCAGCAUUGGAUUCUACAUAGGGAUCUGAAACCAAACAACUUGUUGCUAGAUGAACAUGGAGUUCUAAAGCUGGCAGAUUUUGGCCUGGCCAAAUCAUUUGGGAGCCCCAAUAGAGCUUAUACACAUCAGGUUGUAACCAGAUGGUAUCGGGCCCCUGAGUUACUAUUUGGUGCAAGAAUGUAUGGUGUCGGUGUGGACAUGUGGGCUGUUGGCUGUAUAUUAGCAGAGUUGCUUCUAAGGGUUCCUUUUUUGCCAGGGGAUUCAGACCUGGACCAACUAACAAGAAUAUUUGAGACUUUGGGCACACCAACUGAGGAACAGUGGCCUGACAUGUGCAGUCUCCCAGACUUCGUGACAUUUAAGAGUUUCCCUGGAAUCCCGUUGCAGCACAUCUUCAUCGCCGCAGGAGAUGACUUGCUGGCUCUCAUACAAGGCUUGUUCUCAUUCAACCCGUGUACUCGGAUUACAGCCACUCAGGCAUUGAAAACUAAAUAUUUCAGUAAUCGGCCAGGGCCCACACCUGGAUGUCAUCUGCCGAGACCAAACUGUCCAGUGGAGGCGUUAAAGGAGCAGACUAAUCCAUCUUUGACAACAAAACGAAAGAGGACAGAGGCCUUAGAGCAAGGAGGAUUACCCAAGAAGCUAAUCUUUUAGUUACAGACAACACUGGAUAGUAUUUUACUACUGAAGAAAAUAGUCAAAAAGGCAAAUAAUGAUAAAAUGUAAACCAUUAAAUAAAUGCUGUAGAAGGAAUUUGUAAAUAUUCUACACAUGUAAAAUAUGUAAAACUGAGUUAUUUUUAUUAAAUGUAUUUUAAAACACUUAA